UUUGCUGGCUUCGCCCCGCCCCCUUCCCAUCCCCGAACCCCGCUUUCCGGCCCGCGGCGACCCCCGGCAACUGUUGUGGCUGCCGCAUUGCUCCCGCCGGGCUGUAGCUGAGCGCGGAGCCCGUGGGGGCCGGUGAGUUUGAGUUCCUGAGAUCUAGUUGGUGAGAGACAUGAUGUUCUACCGGUUGCUGUCGAUUGUUGGAAGACAAAGAGCCAGCCCAGGAUGGCAGAACUGGUCCUCUGCAAGAAACAGUGCGUCAGCUGCCGAGGCGCGUUCCAUGGCCCUGCCCACCCAGGCACAGGUGGUCAUCUGUGGAGGUGGAAUCACGGGCACUUCUGUGGCCUAUCACCUCUCCAAAAUGGGGUGGAAGGAUAUUGUCCUUUUGGAGCAGGGCAGGCUGGCUGCUGGCUCUACCAGGUUCUGUGCUGGCAUCCUGAGCACUGCCAGGCACUUGACCAUUGAGCAGAAGAUGGCAGACUACUCAAACAAACUCUACCAUCAGUUAGAGCAAGAAACAGGGAUCCAAACAGGUUACACAAGGACAGGCUCAAUCUUUCUGGCCCAAACUCAGGACCGACUGAUCUCCCUGAAGCGCAUCAACGCAGGGCUGAAUGUUAUAGGUAUCCCUUCUGAGAUCAUCUCCCCCAAGAAAGUGGCCGGGCUUCACCAUCUCCUCAACGUGCACGACCUGGUGGGGGCCAUGCAUGUUCCCGAGGAUGCAGUGGUGUCUUCCGCUGACGUGGCUCUUGCCCUGGCAAGUGCUGCCUCCCAAAAUGGUGUUCAGAUCUAUGACCAGACAUCUGUUCUUCAUGUAAUGGUCAAAAAAGGUCAAGUUACUGGAGUGGAGACUGAUAAAGGACAGAUUGAAUGCCAGUAUUUUGUCAACUGUGCUGGCCAGUGGGCAUACGAGCUGGGUCUGUCCAACGAGGAGCCGGUUAGUAUCCCGCUACAUGCCUGCGAACACUUUUACCUCCUGACUCGCCCCUUGGAGACCCCUCUGCAGAGCAGCACACCAACUAUUGUGGAUGCUGAUGGAAGAAUUUAUAUUCGGAACUGGCAGGGUGGCAUCCUGUCUGGGGGCUUUGAGAAGAACCCGAAACCAAUUUUCACUGAGGGCAAGAACCAGCUGGAGAUUCAGAAUCUACAGGAAGACUGGGAUCACUUUGAGCCUCUGUUGAGUUCCCUUCUGAGGAGGAUGCCAGAAUUAGAGACUCUGGAGAUCAUGAAGUUGGUGAACUGCCCAGAGACCUUCACACCAGACAUGAGGUGCAUCAUGGGCGAGUCUCCUGCAGUGCAGGGCUACUUUGUCCUGGCAGGAAUGAACUCUGCUGGCCUUUCAUUUGGUGGAGGAGCCGGAAAGUACCUUGCCGAAUGGAUGGUACAUGGUUAUCCCUCAGAAAACGUUUGGGAAUUGGACCUGAAACGUUUUGGAGCCCUCCAGAGCAGCCGCACCUUUCUGCGCCACCGGGUCAUGGAAGUCAUGCCUUUGAUGUAUGAUCUGAAGGUUCCCCACUGGGACUUCCAGACCGGUAGGCAGUUACGCACCUCUCCUCUCUACGACCGGCUGGAUGCACAGGGAGCCAGGUGGAUGGAGAAACAUGGAUUUGAGAGGCCAAAGUACUUUGUUCCCCCUGACAAGGACCUCCUGGCAUUGGAGCAGAGCAGGACUUUCUAUAAGCCAGAUUGGUUUGACAUCGUGGAGUCUGAAGUCAAGUGCUGUAAGGAAGCUGUGUGUGUCAUUGACAUGUCCUCUUUCACAAAGUUUGAGAUAACAUCCACUGGGGAUCAGGCAUUAGAAGUUCUACAGUACCUCUUCUCCAAUGAUCUGGAUGUGCCUGUGGGCCACAUUGUGCAUACUGGCAUGCUCAACGAGGGUGGAGGGUAUGAAAAUGACUGCAGCAUAGCACGACUGAACAGGCGCAGCCCUCAAUCUGAUUGGCCCUCGAGCUGUGGAUGUGCUGUCUGAGUUGUCCUAUGCCCCUAUGACUCCAGACCACUUCCCAAGCCUCUUUUGCAAGGCUGGCAUGCAAUGGUGCGAUCUCGGCUCACUGCACCCUCCACUUCCCGGGUUCAGGCGAUUCUCCUGUUUCAGCCUCCCGAGUAGCUGGGAUUACAGGCACACGCCACCACGCCCAGCUAAUUUUUUGUAUUUUUAGUAGAUACGGGGUUUUACCAUGUUGACCAGGAUGGUCUCGAUCUCCUGACCUUAUGAUUUGCCCACCUCAGCCUCCCAAAGUGCUGGGAUUACAGGCGUGAGCCACCGCGCCCGGCCUGAAAAUUUUUAAAUGAUUGUUUGCCGACUUUACAACAGGACGAUGUUGUUGUUCGCAGGCCAGUAGGUGGCGCUGUGGCACGUGAUCUGAGCCUUCUGGAUUCACACAACUGUUCAUGUGGAGAACCCAGUGCCGGGACCCAUUAGCACCCCAGUCAGGCUAUGCGUCUCCCUCCCAAGGGUGCUCACCUGGUGUGGCCUCCAUGGCACAGGGGGAGUGAGAUGAGGCUCCUUUAGUACACCCUCCCUUGAGAAGAGCGACGUGUGCUUACCCUCCAGUGGCUUGUUCUCAUGAAAGGCUCCACAGUUAGGGACCUUCAGAUGCUUAGAUCUGGGGUGUCACCUGACUCAAGCCCUUCAGAAUCCCAGAUUGUUGUGGUGGGUCAAGGGCAUGGGGCUUUGGGUUUACUGGCCUGGGUCUGAAUGCCAGCAUUGCCUGUUCCUUGGUGUAUAUGACCUUGGGUGGUUACCUUUCCUAGGCCUCUGUUUACUUGUUUUAAAAUGGACAGUGAUGCCUACUUUAUAGGGUUGUUAUGAAACUCAAGUAAUGAAUAUAAAAUACUUGACCCAGACUGGCAUGGUGGUUCACGCCUGUAAUCCCAACACUGGGAGGCCAAGGUGGGAGGAUCGCUUGAGCCCAGGAGUUCAAGACCAGCCUGGGCAACUUAGGGAGACCCCGUCUCUACCAAAAAUAAAAAAAUUAGCCAGGUACAGUGGUGUGUGCCUGUAGUACCAGCUACCCGGGAGGCUGAGGUGAAAGGAUCGCUUCAGCCCAGAAGUUCAAGACUGCAAUGAGCCGUGAUCGUGCCACCGCACUCCAGCCUGGGUGACAGAUCAAGGCCCUGUCUCAAAAAAUAAUUAAUUAAAUACUUGACCCAUUGCACGAUCUUUCCAUGCACGACAGCUGCUCUUCUAUUAUUCUUCCAGGAUGAACUGCACAGCCUGCCCCCUUGGGUUUCCAGGUUGUGGGAGAUGAGCAAAACUGAAUGACCUCAGUAGGCCAAGAGCAAAGGAUGUGGGUCCAGACCUGGUGGCCAGUUGCUUGUGACAGGAGCUGGGCUGGAGUCCCCAAGUGCCACUAGUGCUGACAUCUUUUAACUGUGUUCAUCCUCAAGGUUCAUCCAUGGGUCAGAAUUUCCUUUUUAAGGCUGAAGAAUAUUCUGUUGUAUCUUUUUUUCUUCUCCAUUCAUCCCUUGGUGGACACUUGUGUUACUUCCAUGUUUUAGCCAUUGUGGAUAGUGCUGCUGUGAACACAGAUGGACAAAUACCCCCGAGACCUUGCUUUCAGUUCUUUUGGGGAUAUACUCAGAAGUGAAAUUUCUAGGCAGGGCGCAUUGGCUUACGCCUCUAAUCCCACCACUUUAGGAGGCCGAGGCGGGUGGAUACCUGGGGCCAGGAGUUCGAGACCAGCCUGGCCAACAUGGUGAAACCCCAUCACUACUAAACAUACAAAAAUUAGCUGGGUGUGAUGGCAGGUGCUUGUAAUCCCAGCUACUCAGGAGGCUGAGGCAGGAGAAUUGCUUUGAACCCGGAAGGCAGAGGAGCUAAGAUCGUGCCACUCCACUCCAGCCUGAGCAACAAGAGUGAAACUCUGUCUCAAAAAAAAAAAAGAAAUUUUUGGAUCAUAUGGUAAUUCUAUUUUUUUUUCUUUUUUUAAGACGGAGUCUCACUCUGUCACCAGGCUGGAGUGCAGUGGUGCAAUAUUGGCUCACUGCAACCUCUGCCUCCUGGGUUCAAGCAAUUAUCCUGCCUCAGCCUCCCGAGUAGCUGGGACUACAGGUGCGCACCACCACACCCAGCUAAUUUUUGUAUUUUUAGUACAACAGGUUUCACCGUGUUGGCCCAGAUGGUCUCGAUCUCUUGACCUUGUGAUCCGCCCACCUCAGCCUCCCAAAGUGCUGGGAUUACAGGCAUGAGCCACCAGGCCCGGCCGAUAAUUCUAUUUUUUAUGUUUAUUUUUUAGAAACAGUUUCACACUGUCACUCAGGCUGGAGUGCAGUGGUAUGAUCAUAACUCACUGCAGCCUUGAACUCCUGGGCUCAAGUGAUCCUACUUCCUCAGCCUCCUCAGUAGCUGGGACUACAGAUGUGAUGCUACCAUGCCUGACUUUUUAUUUUUUGUAGAGAUGGGUUCUUGCUAUGUUGCCUAGACUGGUCUCGAACUCCUGGCUUCAAGCGAUCCUCCUGCCUCAGCCUCUCAAAGUGUUGGGAUUACAGGUGUGAGCCACCACACCCAGCGUCAUUCUAUUUGUAAUUUUUUGAGGAACUUCCAUAGUGUUUUCUACAUUAGCGGUACCAUUUUACAUUCUCACCAACAAUGCACAAGGAUUUCAAUUUCUCCACAUCCUCACCAACAUUUGCUGUUUUCUUGUUUUUAUUUUUAAUAGGAGCUCUCCUAAUGGGUGUGAGGUGAUAUCUCAUUAUGGUUUUGGCUCGCAUUUCUCUAGCGAUGUUGGGCAUCUUUUCAUGUACUCACUGGUCAAAUGUUUAUCUUGUUUGGAGAAUUGUCUAUUCAAGUCCUUUGUGAUCAUGGUUUUCUUUUUGAUGCUUGCUAUAAUUUUGGUCUCUUUAGUUGGACUCCGGUGCUAUUUUCCUCAGUAUAUUUGAUGGUCUACCACAGGGGUCCCCAACCCCUGAGCCACAGACCAGUGUGGGUCCGUGGCCUGUUAGGAACUGGCCUGCACAGCAGGUGAGCAGCAGUUGAGUGAGCGAAACUCCAUCUAUGUUUACAGCUGCUCCCCGUUGCUCACAUUACCACCUGAGCUCCGCCUCCUGUCAGAUUAGCAGGCUGGUUAGAUUCUCAUAUGGGAGCAUGAACCCAAUUGUGAAUUGCGCGUGUGUGGGAUCUAGGUUGCACACCCCUUAUAAGAAUCUAAUGCCUGAUGAUCUGAGGUGGAACAGUUUCAUCCUGAAACCAUACCCCCAUCCCAGUCUGCGGAAAAAUUGUCUUCCAUGAAACCAACCGGUCCCUGGUGCCAAAAAGGUUGGGGACCACUGGCUUACAAGAUACUCUAUUCCCAUCUUUAGUUCUCUUGCCCCAAACAUAGAAUUAACUACUCUACUAGCUGUGUUUGUUCUUUUGGUGUAAAAAAAUGAUUUGAAUUCAAAACAUGGGGUUCUGUCAAAAUAGCACAGUGAAUUCGUGAAUUGAACAUGUCUCUGCUCCAAAUAAAGAAACAAACUACAAGAAGAGAAAAAAACAAAAGAACUGGUUCAAAAACAAGAUAAAGAAUUCCACACGCCAGAGACACAGCAAAAGCGCAAAACGUGGGAUGAGAAUGAAGCUGUGGGCUUGUUGCAUGUGGGGCCUGGCAAUCGGGCUGAGAGUUCAGCUGCUGUGGGCUGAGAGUUCAGCUGCUGUGGGCUGAAGGGGUCUGAAUAAACUCCAGCAUAGAGGGGACAGGGCCAGCUCACUGCUUCCUCCCGUUUCAUGCAAACCAGCAAACAGAGACAAAGGCAAACUGCCGCUGCUGUGCACCUGGGCUAUGGCUUCGAGAACAAACGACUAAGGAGAUGGAAACUCACCAAGCCAAACCCACUUCAUGGGUUCUGAACAGGGUCUGUGUGAUCUUCCUAGGUUACCCAGGCCGGAGUCCCAAACUGCCAUUCGAAGAUCAGACCGUAGAAGUGUGGAUGCCCAGAUGGACAGGAGCGGGUAGCUGCAGAAGCAUUAGGCAGGAAAGAGCACAGGAGCACAGGAGAGCCGGUGAAAGAGCAGCUCUUUAGGCAACAUCUUUGCCUCCUCCUGUUUCCAUGGAAGACAUCACAGGGGUGGGUCUCUCACCUGCUGGCCUUUGCUGUAAAGGGAUCGGGUGGCAAGUGAGCCUCUUCGCUGAGGCCCCAGAUGUUACUGUUCGGGGCUGUCUAUUCCAGGGUGGCUGGUUUCUCUAGAGAUGACUCCUCUGGUCUCCUGCCUGGGGAGGAGGACGUGCCUGAGCCAGGGGAGGAGGACGUGCCUGAGCCAGGGGAGGAGGACGUGCCUGAGCCAGGGCACGCCUUGCAUGUAGAUUUCCUGGGAACAGACAGCAGGAAGGAACCGAGCUUUCAGAGCCCAGGCCCCCAGCCUUACCUUUUCUCCUGCUUUCCUCCCCUGCUCCUUCUCCCAGCCUGCAGCUUUGACUCAGGUCCUCAGUCUUGGAGCUUGACUCCAUCUCUCGUCUUCUGCAGCUGGGAGCGGGCAGGUAGCCAGGCUGUGUGGGGCUUGGAGAGGACCUGGGUGUCCCACCCUUUUGUAGAGAAACUUGUAGCUGCUCCAGUUUUCAGCUCUCUGCCUCACUCCUGCUUCCUGCUGCCCCCAAGUACUCAGUCUCUUGCAAGCUCUGCAGAGCUCAUUUCUUUUUCUUUCUUUUUUUUUUUUUUUUUUUUUUUGAGACGGUAUCACUCCGUCAUCCAGGCUGGAGUGCAAUGGCGCAAUUAUGGCUCACUGCAGCCUUGACAUCCUGGGCUCAGGUGAUCCUCCCAACUCAACCUACCAAGUGGCUGGGACUGCUCAGCUGAUUUUUAAAUUUUUUGUGGAGACGGGUUUUGCCAUGUUGCCCAGGCUGGUCUCAAACUCCUGAGCUCAAGCGAUGCUCCUGAAUUGGCCUCCCAAAGUUCUGGUAUUAUAGGUGCGAGACACCACACCCCACCUUUUUUUUCUUUUGAGACAGGGUCUCCCUCAUUUGCCCAGGCUGAGUGCAGUGGUGGUGCCAUCACAGCUCACUGCAGCCUUGACCUCCUGGGCUCAAGCGACCUUCCUGCCUCAGCCUCCUGAGUAGCUGGAACCACAGGCACACCCCACCGUGCCUGGCUAUUUUUUGUAUUUUUUGUAGAGACCAGGUCUCACUAUGUUGCCCAGGCUGCUCUCAAACUCCUGGUCUCAAGUGAUCUUCCUGCCUCAGCCUCCCAAAGUACUGGGAUUAUAGGCAUGAGCCUCUGCGCCUGGCCUAUUUGGUUGUUUUUUAAAAAAUAAUUUUGGGCUGGGUGCAGUGGCUCAUGCCUGUAAUCCCACCACUUUGGGAGUCUGAGGCAGGUGGAUCACGAGGUCAGGAGUUCGAGACUAGCCUGGCCAACAUGGUGAAACCCCGUCUCUACUAAAAAUACAAAAAAUAGCCAGGCAUGGUGGCAGGUGCCUAUAAUCCCAGCUACUCAGGAGGCUGAGGCAGGAGAAUUGCUUGAACCCAGGAGGCAGAGAUUGCAGUAAGCCAAGAUUGUGCCACUGCACUCCAGCCUGGGUGACAGAGCAAGACUCUGUCUCAAAAAUAAAUAAAUAAAUAAACUAUUUUGGGGCUCUAGUAAGAAGAGAUGGCUGAUCUGCUCUCUGUUAACUUUCUCUCCUUUGAUAGAUGUGCCUGGGGGCAGAAGAGGGACAGCUUGCAGAUGGCAGCCUGUGCAUAGAGGCCCUGAAGGGGCUUGUCUGUUUUUAUUAUACUGACUUUCAACUAACCUGACUGCUGCUGCCUCUGCCUUUCUCAGUCCUGAGCCUUUCCGGGUUCUGCAGGGCUCACCAGAGCCCUCCUUGGCUAAGCUCUUUCUGCCUGAAUUCUUGGCCAGGGCUUCCUCUGCCUGGCCACUCCACCUGCCUGACACCUCCUAGAAAUGUGUUGAACUCUCUGGUCCACCUCUCAGAUGCUACCCUUCAGAUUGGGCCAACUGGAUAGAGCAAAAUGGAAAAAUUUUAAUAUUACUUCACUGCCAUUCUGAUGGGGUCUUGGGAGGAAGAAAAUAGAAACAGAUUUCAGAAUGGAGUUCUUGCUCAUUAUCUAAGACGUUUUUGUUUUUGUUUUUUUGAGACAGGGUCUCACUCUGUUACCCAGGCUGGAGUGCAGUGGUGCAAUCUCAGUUCACUGCAACCUCCGCCUCCCGGGUUCAAGCGAUCCUCCUGCCUUAGCCAAGUGGCGGUAACUACAGGCGCAGGCCACCACGCCCGGCUAAUUUUUGUAUUUUUAGUAGAGACGAGGUUUCACCAUUGUGGCCAGGCUGGUCUUGAACUCCUGACCUCAGGUGAUCAGCCUGCCUUGGCCUCCCAAAGUGCUGGGAUUACAGGUAUGAGCCACCGCAUCCCGCUCAUUCGCCAAGAUGAACCUCAUUGCGCCCACUUCCCUAAGAGCACUGACUGGCUUCCUUAUGCUGGGAGAGGGUGGAAGAUGAGGGGCAUGGGAUGGGGGUAGGUGGAUGGAGUGGGGUAGGGGAAGGGGAAUAGGUGGGAUGGGUUAGCUUUGCUUUCUUAUCUCCAAAGCCAGUGGUGGCAAUAGGUAGUUCUGUUUAUAAACAAGAGGGUGGCCAGGCAUGGUGGCUCAUGCCUGUAAUCCCAGCACUUUGGGAGGUGGAGGCAGGUGGAUCACCUGAGGUCAGGAGUUUGAGACCAGCUUGGCCAACAUGGUGAAACCCCGUCUCUACUAAAAAUACAAAAAAUAGCCAGGCACGGUGGCGGGCACCUGUAGUCCCAGCUACCUCGGAGGCAGAGGUUGCAGUGAGCCAAGAUCGCACCACCACACUCCAGCCUGGGUGGCAGAGGGAGACCCUGUCAAAAAAAAAAAAAAAAAGAUAUUUUACUUCUGCAUUUUCCACUAACAGUAUGCUCAUUCUAAGACAUUAAUUAGGCACCAAAUUAAGAAAGAAAACCCCACUGUAUCCUAUUCUUGAUUACUCUAGUGAGUUCUUGUUCCUAUCUGUGUUAGUGAUUACUGGAAAGGGUGUUCUGAUCCAGACUCCAAGAGAGGGUUCUCGGAUCUCACGUGAGAAAGAAUUCAGGGCGGGUCCACAGUAAAGUGCAAGCAAGUUUAUGAGAGAAGUAAAGAAACAAAAGAAUGGCUAUUCCACAGACAGAGCAGCACUGAGCACUGCUGCUUGGCUAUUUUUAGGGUUAUUUCUUGAUUAAAUGCUAAAUAUGGGGUGGAUUAUUCAUGAGUUUUCCAGGAAAGGGGUGGGGAUUUCCCUUCUUUUCUAUCAUGUAAGGUCACUUCUGGACAUUGUUAUGGCCUUUGUAAGCUGUCACAUGCUGGUAGAAGUGUCUUUUAGUAUGCGAAUGUAAUACAAUUGGCAUAUAACGAGCAGUGUGGCGAAUGUAAUACAAUUGGCGUAUAAUGAGGUCACUUUGGUCGCCAUCUUGGUUUUGGUGGGCUUUGGUUGGCUUCUUCACUGCAAUCUGUUUUAUCAUCACGGUCUUUAUGACCUGUAUUUUGUGAUACCAGUCUUGCCAACCUCUGUCCUGUGACUGAGAAUGCCUAACCUCCUGGGAAUGCAGCUCAGCAGAUCUCAUCCUCAUUUUAUCCAGCCCCUGUUCAAGAUGAAGUCACUCUGGUUCGCAUGCUUCUGACAGUAGGUGGACUUUUUUUUUUUUUUUUUUUGAGACAGUUUUGCCCUUGUUGCCCAGGCUAGAGUGCAAUGGCGUGAUCUCGGCUCACUGCAACCUCCGCCUCCUGGGUUCAAGUGGUUCUCCUGCCUCCACCUCCCAAGUAGCUGGGAUUACAGGCACCCGCCACCAUGCCCAGCUGAUUUUUGUAUUUUUAGUAGAGAUGGGGUUUCACCAUGUUGGCCAGGCUGGUCUCGAACUCCUGACCUCUGGUGAUCCACCUGCCUCGGCCUCCCAAAGUGCUGGGAUUACAGCUGUGAGCCACUGCUCCUGGCCUAGUAGGCGGACUUCUUAGGUGGCCUCCAGUGUUCCCCUCCUGGUAUUCCCACCUUCAUGGUUUAAACCCCUCCCCUUGAGAGUGAGCUGCCCUAGUGACUUGCUUCUACCCAGUGGCACAUGGCCCAGGUGAUGGGAUGUCACUUCUGUGAUUCAGUUGCAAUCUGUCUCACUGACUCUCUCCCUUGCCUGCUGGCAUGUGUGCUCUGAUGGCGCAAGCUGCUGAGUUAGGCCCAUGUGGCAAGGGACUGAAGGCAACCUUAUGUCAACAGCUAGCAAGGAACUGAGGCCCUUAGGCCCACAGCCCAUGAGGAACUGAAUCCUGCCAACAGCCAUGUGAGCUUGGAACUGGAUCUUUCUGUUGCUGAGCUGGGGGGGACUACAGCCCAGCGGACACCCCACCUGCAGCCGGUGAGCAACUCAAAGCAGAGACCCAGGUGAGCCAGGCCUGGACCCCUGAGCCAAGGAAACUGUGAGAUAACAAAUGUGUGUUGUAAGCAGCUGACUGUUACGGUAAUUUUCUAGGCAGCCAUAGGUAACCAGUACACCAUGCUAGGUCAGAUUAAACGUCCUCAGAUUAGCAUCCCUUCCAUUCCCUGGUUCCUGAAUGUGGCCAUGAUUUUUAAUACAUGAAAGAGCCAUGGCAGGGAGAUUAUCUGUAGAUCAAUAAAAUCAUACUAACCAGGAACACAGGCUGAUUGCCCUUCUUCCUCUUCUUGGGGAAAGAGAAUACUGGGAAGUGGGAUUAAUUUUAAUCCCUCCCCAAGACCCCAGGUUCCAGCCUGAUAGCAUUUGCCCAGCAGUGCCAGUGGUCCCAGGCCCUCAGGUCUGGCCCAGUCUGCGACUGCGGCUCUCUGCCUUGAGAUGUCAUUAGUUCUUGUCUGGGCCUUCAGCCAAACAUAGUUGGCAAGAGUCAUGUCCAGUCUCUCAAGGACAAUUUUGGGGCCGUUUCCUGUGUAAUUAUAGGGUGAGCAGCAGGGUAGAUGGUGCUAUUACAGCAGCAAAUUAGCCUGAAGGGUGGCCUCUGCAGCUCUAGGACUCCCACGGAGGCUGGCUUAGGACACAGCUCUCGCCUCUGUGAUGGCCUCCCCAUAAGUAUCUGGGGUCUGGUGGGCUGUGGGUGCAGAAGCAUUGUUUCUUCUGGGAGGGUAUCCAUUUCACCCCCAAACCUUUGGAUUUUAUUUUGUGUUAUUUAUUUAUUUUUGAGACAGGGUCUUGCUCUGUUGCCCAGGCUGGAGUGCAGUGGUGCGAUCUAUCUAGGCUCACUGCAGCCUCAAACUCGUGGGCUCAAGCAAUCCUCCCACAGCCUCCCGAGUAGCUGGGACUAUACGCACAUGCCACCAUGCCUGGCAAAUUUUGUCUUGUUUUUUUGAGACAGGGUCUCACUUUGUCACCCAGGCUGGAGUGUACACGGCUAAUGAAAUUUUUUUUUUUUUUUUUUUUUUUGUUGAGAUGGUCUCACUAUGUUGCCCAGGUUGGUCUCAAACUCCUGGCCUCAAGGGAUCCUCCCGCCUUGGCCUUCCAAAAUGCUAGGAUUACAGGUGUGAGCCACUGUGCCUGAUCUGAACGUUUGGAUUUUAUAGUCAAGGUCUGCUGACUCUCUGUCAUUGUUCGACACUGGUUAAAAUCUGGAAUGUCUGUGUGUGGGGUACAUGAGAAGUAGCCUGAGUGGUAAAUGUUGACUGUUAUCCUGUCCCUGCACUCCAUAUGUGGUACUCACCCCUAAGCAUCAGCUUUCUGCCAAGGGCACAAGAUGCCUCUUGAUAAAUAUUAUAUGGCAGAGAAGAGUGCAGGAGAAAGGGUCUACUUUGGAUAGGAUUUUAGGGAAAGCAACUCAAAAGAGGUGUUUCAGCCUAAUGACCUGAAAGGUAAGAAGGAGCCAGAAGGCCGGGUGCAGUGGCUCACGCCUGUCAUCCCAGCACUUUGGGAGGCUGAGGCGGGUAGAUCACCUGAGGUCAGGAGUUUGAGACCAGCCUGGCCAACAUGGUGAAACCUCGUCUCUACUAAAAAUACAAAAAUUAGCCAGGUGUGGUGGUGGGUGCCUGUAAUCCCAGCUACUCAGGAGGCUGAGGCAGGAGAAUCACUUGAACCUGGGAGGUGGAGGUUGCAGUGAGCCGAGAUUGCGCCACUGUACUCUAGCCUGGGCGACAGAGUCUCAAAAAAAGGACGAGGAGGAGGAGGAGAAGGAGAAGAAGGAGAAGGAGGAGGAGGAGAAGGAGAAGAAAGAAGGAGAAGGAAAGAAAGAAGAAUCAGCCAGCCAAGUAAAGAGCUGGAGGAGGAACGUCCAGGGUUAGAAGCAUCCAGUGCAGCCAUCUGAGUGGGAAGGAGGCUGGCCUGUUCUGAGAGUGGGUUGAGGCUGGGGUGGCUGAGCAGGGGCAGCAAGAGAGGAGAUCCAUAGGUUGGUGCAGGUCCAGGUCAUGCAGGGACCCGUGAGCCCCGAUGAAGAGCUUGGGUUUUCAUUCCAAGAGCAGUGGGAAGCCCCUGGAGGCUCAGGCACAGGAGAGGUGUGACCCGAGGUACACCUAAGAAAGAUCACCGCAAAGGCAGCAUGGAGCAUGGGUCCCCUGGAGCUGGAGGGGAUGCAGGGAGGGUGGUUAGGAGGCACCGUGGUCAUCCAGGAGAGGCAAUGGCUUUGGGUUAGGUGUUGACUUCAUAUGCAGUGGAAAAUGGAAAGACUCGUGCUGUCUUCGGGGUGCAAUUGACAUGAUUUUGCCAGUGGAUUGGAAAUGGUGCAUGAGAGAAAGAGCAAAGUCAAGGAUGACGUCUUCAUUUUUGGCUUAAGAAACUGGGAAGAGGAUGGUACCAUUUAAUCUGAUGCAAAAGACUGGAGCAGGGGAGCUGCAGAGGCCGGAGAUGAAGACUGUCUGGAGGAAACAAAGGUGAAUUCCUAUCUCUUACCACAAACAAGGUGAAAGUUUUAUAAAAGUCUUAACCUACAAGGGCAAAGAGAACAUAGGAGGACUCGGUGGCAGACGAGGAUGGCCAACAUAGUUUUACAAGGCAGACAGCAGGUGGAGGAUUGUAAUUGAUGAAGCAGAGCAGGAGGCUGCACUGCACGGGAGGCCGAUGAGAAAUGAGCCACUCUUGUCUAGUAGACCACUUGAGAGACUCAGGGUUUGGGGGCAGCAAGAAGGCAAGAGCAAUACUAGGGUCUAAAAACAAGUGGAGUAGGCUGGGCGCAGUGGCUCACACCUGUAAUCCUAACACUUUUGGAAGCUGAGGUGGGUGGAUCAUGAAGUCAGGAGUUUGAGACCAGCCUGGCCAACACGGUGAAACCCCAUCUCUACUAAAAAUAAUUAGCCGGGCAUGGUGGUGUGCACCUGUAGUCCAAGCUACUCAGGAGGCUGAGGCAGGAGAAUCACUUGAACCUGGGAGGGGGAGGUUGCAGUGAGCGGAGGUUGUGCCACUGUACUCCAGCCUGGGCAACAGAGUGAGACGCCGUCUCAAAACAAAAACAAGUGGAGUAGUUAAGCAACCGCAUACAGAGGAGUUGGACACCCACCUCCCCUCCCAGACCCCAGCUCCUGCCCAUUCUCCGACUGCGCAGACCAGAAGUGUAUUCAGGCCCAAGGCUUGGGGACUUGAGGGACAACAGAAGGCUAGGGAGGUGCAGAGCUGAAAAUCGGCAGAUAGAUAGAAGUCUUGAAACUUGAAGUGGAGGCUGAGUGCGGUGGCUUACACCUGUAAUCCUAGCACUUGGGAGUCUAAGGUGGGGUGACUAGCCUGGGUAACAUAGCAAGACACUUGUCUCUACAAAAAAUUAGCCAGGCGUGGUGGUGCACGUCUGUAGUUCCAUCUACUUGAGAGGCUGAGGUGGGAGGAUCGCUUGAGCCUGGGAGGUCAAGCUGCAGGGAGCUAUGAUCAUACCACUGCACCCUCAGUGACAGAGUGAGACCCUGUCUCUCAAAUAAAAAUAAAAAACUUGAAGUGGAUGAAAAGAUCUAAUUUGAAAGGUGAAAACAUAAAGCUAAUGAUGUGUAAGUAUGAGAAUAGAUUUGGGACUUUAAGCUGGGGAAGGACUUCUUAAAUAUGAUUCACAAAGCACUAACCAUAGGGGAGAGUGGAUAGAUUUGUCUACAUCAAAAUAGAGGAUUUCUGUUCCACGAAGCUCCCCACAGAUAAAGUAACAGACAGAUGGGACUGACUGAAGAGAGUUGCCACACAAAACCGAAACAGGAGUUGUUCCUGAAUAUUCAAGGGAUGUCUGCAAAUCAACAAGAAAAAGAAAAGAAACUCAAUAGAAAAAAAGAUGAGCAAAAGAUAGAAGUAGCAAUUCACAGAAGGGGCAAUAAACAUGGCCGUGGGGAGAAAGCUCUAUCAAAAUAACUUCAGAAUACUAUUGCAGUCCUAAGAUCUAUAAAAAUUGGGAAGUUGGGUAAUAUGCAGUGUUAGGUUAGCAAGCAUAUUAAUAAGGGACCAUCACAAUCAUACUUACACAGGAUAUAAUGUGUGCAGGCUCUGCUCCAAGCCCCUUAUAUGUAAUAUUUUGUGUAAUUUUCCUGACAAAUCUAUGAAGUGGUUUUAUUAUUCCCAUUUUGCAGAUGAGAAAAUGGAGAUAGAGAUUUGUCUUUUUCACUCUGUCGCCCAGGCUGGUGUGCUAUAAUGCGAUCUCGGCUCACUGCAACCUCUGCCUCCUGGGUUCAAGCAAUUCUCCUGCCUCAGCCUUCCGAGUAGCUGGGAUUACAAGCAUGCAUCCUGGCUAACUUUUUGUAUUUUUAGUAGAGAUGGGGUUUCACCAUGUUGGCCAGUCUGGUCUCCAACUCCUAACCUCAGGUGAUCCCCCUGCCUCGGCCUCCCCAAGUGCUGGGAUUACAGAUGUGAGCCACCGCGUCCGGCCAAAUAGCCUUAACACCUACUAGUUUAUACAUCUUGGAUUUCAAGUCAAGCCAUCUGACUUGAGUCCAUGCUUUAAGCUGCUAAAAUAUACUGUGGUUUCAGAAAUGGUAACCUCAUGAACUGUGAGUAGGAGCAUAAAGGACUGCAGCCACUCUAGCGUGCAAUCUGGCUGUACUUAGAGACAUGAACUAUGCCUAUAUUCUAUGUUCCUGCAAACUCCUGGACAUGGACUCCACAGAAACUUGCUCAGGUCCUUAUGAGGACAUGUGGUAGCUUUGUUUGUGGCGGUGGAGAGCUGGAAGUAACCCAAGUGUCCAUCACUAGGAGGUACGUAACUAAACCAUGGCAGAUGACUACAGUGGAUCCCCACCUUAGUGGACUAGCAGCAUAGGCAGAGUUACGUCAUGAUGACAAACAGCCCUGAAAUCUCAAUGGCUGAACCCAAGUUUUAUUCCAGCUAACAUCAAAUUGAAUGCAAGGCAAGUGUUUCUCUAGGACAUCUCUGCUCUCUAAAGGGACUCAGCAGUCAGGCUGCACCCUGUGUGACUUGCCAUCUCAACAUGUCCCUCCUCCAUCGCCCAGGCGAGAGAGACAGGAGAGGCUUUUCACUGUCUCAGUCUCACACUCUCAUCAGGCUGGAGUGCAGUGGCCCGAUCUCGGCUCACUGCAACCUCUAACUCCCUGGUUCAAGCAAUUCUCCUGCCUCAGCCUCCCAAGGAGCUGGGAUUCCAGGCAUGCACCAACACUCCCAGCUAAUUUUUGUAUUUUUAGUAGAGACGGGGUUUCACCAUGUUGGCCUGGAUGGUCUCUCUCCUGACCUUGUGAUCCACCCACCCUUGCGUCCCAGAGUGCUGGGAUUACAGGCGUGAGGCACUGCGCCUGGCCUGCUUAUAUUUUUUCAUUGUCCAGAACUCGUCUCGUGGCCUUCUCUGGAGCAAAGGGGUGGCAAGUGUAGUCUGCAGUAUGUCCAGGAAAGAGGAAUGUGGAACAGGAUUUGGGAACACAUAGUACUGUUGCUGCCACCAGCAGUUACAAGCUAUGAACUGAAUGAAUCUAUACAUACAGCCAUGAAGACAUGUCUUUAAAACAUAGUUUUGAGUUUUAAAAAAAGGUAGGAAAGAAUGAGAUUAAAGGGAAACUUAUAGAAAUUAAAACACAUGCACAUAGAACAUUAUCCUGCAUGGGCUGGGUGCGGUGGCUCACGCCUGUAAUCCCAGCACUUUGGGAGGCCGAGGUGGGCGGAUCACCUGAGGUCAGGAGUUCAAGGACAUUAUGCUGCAUGUUCUUCGUGGAUCCAUCCAUAUCUAAGGACAUUUAUUAAACACAUUGAAGUGGCUAUAGCUUAUGUGUGUGGGAAGGAUGGGUGGUUAGAAUGAUAGAGGAAAUCAGGUAAAAAAAAAUCAAAGAAAGGACACGUUUGAUGAUGGUGAUGAUGAUGAUGGCAGUCAUGAACUGAGGAGUGAGAUUCAUGCCACUCUCUACAUCUGAGGUUCUUCCUCCAGCCAUGUAACUCUGGCAAUGGAGUAGAAUAAGGAGGAGGGGGAAGGUGAGAACGUAGGUAGAAAGAGCUGUUGGGCAACUGUAGCAAUAAAACAGAAAAGAGAUGAACGUUUGCACAUAGGCAGGGGCAGCAGGAAUGCAGAAGGGCAGGUGUCAGAGAGCGUCCACGUGGUAGGACCCACAGGACCAGGUGGCUGAAUGCAGAGGCUGAGGCUGAGCAGGGCGGCCAGUAUGGCUCCCGUGUUCUGAUGGCAUGUAGUGGCGUGACCAGCCAGGGUCUGGAAGAAAGAGGAGGAAUGAGUAUUGGAAUCAGAGGCAUCAGAUAACGAUGUGGGAUUCUUUAAGAUAUCGGUUGAGUCAAAUGAGUGUCUAGAGAAAAUGGAGCCAAAGGGGCUCAGGAGGGUCCAAGAAGCAGUUAAGAGUACCAUGAUAGAAGUGCCAGGGAUCAAGUCAGGGAGGUAAGGUAAUAUGGUUUCGCUGUGUCCCCAUCCAAAUCUCAUCUUGAACUGUAGCUCUUGCAAUUCCUACAUGUCACUGGAGGGACCCAGUGGGAGGCAAUUGAAUCAUGGGGGCGGGUCUUUUCCAUGCUGUUCUCAUAAUAGUGAAUAAGUUUCACCAGAUCUGAUGGUUUUAUAAAGAAGAGUUCCCAAGCACAUGUUCUCUCUUGUCUUCCGCCAUGUAAGACGUGCCUUCUGCCUUCUGCCAUGAUUGUGAGGCCUCCCCAGGCACUUAAACUGUGAGUCCAUUAAUCCUCUUUUUCUUUAUAAAUUACCCAGUCUUGGGUGUGUCUUUAUCAGCAGUGUGAAAACGGACUAAUACAUAAGGGCUCAGAAGGGCCAACUGGAUGGGCAAAGAAGCCACUGGUGACUUUAGUGAGAGCGACUUUAGUGGAAUGGUGGGGGGGCAAAAGCCAGAUUGCAGAUGAUUAAGGAAACAGCUGGAAGACAAGGAAGGCAACAGACAUAGAUUAGCCAUUUGCUGAAGGUUAACUGGGAAAAGAAGGAUGGAGGAAGGCUACAGCGGGGGCUGCAGAGUGCAGAUGUGCAUGUGUAAUAUGGGAGGGAGCUGAGGGUUUAUGUGCUGAGGGGUAAAAGGUGGGGAUGGGGUCAGGAUUGAAAGUGAGGAAGAGAGGCCAGGUGCAGUAGCUCACGCCUGUAAUCAGCACUUUGGGAGGCUGAGGCGGGCAGAUGACAAGGUCAGGAGUUUGAGACCAGCCUGACCAACAUGGUGAAACCCCAUCUCUACUAAAAAUACAAAAAUUAGCCAGGUGUGGUGGCACACGCCUAUAAUCCUAGCUACUCAGGAGGCUGAGGUGGGAGAAUCACUUGAACCUGGGAGGCGGAGGUUGCAGUGAGCCAAGAUCAUGCCAUUGCACUCCAGUCUGGGUGACAGAGCGAGACUCCGUCUCAAAAAAAAAAAAAAAAAAAAGAAAAUGAGGAAGAGGCCAGACAUGGGGGCUCACACCUGUAAUCUCAGCACUUUGGGAGGCCGAGGCAGGCAGAUCACUUGAAGUCAGGAGUUUGAGACCAGCCUGGCCAACAUGGUGAAACCUUGUCUCUACUAAAAAUACAAAAAUUAGCUGGGCAUGGUGGCAGGCACCUAUAAUCCCAGCUACUCGAGAGGCUGAGGCAGGAGAAUCGCUUGAACCUAGGAGGCAAAGGUUUUAGUGAGCCGAGAUCACGCCACUGCACUCCAGCCUGGGUGACAGAGCAAGACUCGGUCUAAAAAAAAAAAAAAAAAGAAAACAAAGAAAAUGAGGAAGAGAGGGGCUCUACAUGAACCAAGGAUCCUAGCUGGUUAUUUUGAUUAAAAGAUGACUCAAAUGAUGUUAACACUGAUCAGACUUUAGCACGAGAGCUGCAGAGAAGGAAGACACUAUGAUGAGAAUAUAUUUGGGGUUUUGAGCUGGGAAAAGAGUUCUUAAAUAUGAUCCAGAAAGUACUGGCCAUAAGGAAAAAAUGUUAACAGAUUUGUCUGCACCAAAAUCUACCAAGAGAGUCCUUUCAACUAGAACUGCCGUCACCACAAUGAUGAACAUGGGGAAAGAGGAGAGGUACCUGCUGUAUAUUCUCAGGCCUUUUAGAACACAUGGAGUUGUUCCUCUGGCCACAUCCACACGAACCUACAAGAAAGGAGAUGUUAUAGACGUCAAGAGAUGCCCCACAGAUGUUACCAAGGCAAAAGGAAUGCCCCACAGAUGUUACCAAGGCAAAAGAGGAAGAGACUACAUGUAUCUAGUAUGCCGUUGGCAUGGUUGGAAACAACGGCAUGAUUCUUGCCAAGAGAAUUCAUGUGUGUGUAUGGAGCAUACCAAGCACUCCAAGAGUUGGAAAGGCCUUCAGAAACACGUGAGGGAAAAUGAUCAAAAGAGAAGGAAACGGCCAGGCACUGUGGCUCACGCCUGUAAUCCCAGCACUUUGGGAGGCUGAGGCGGGCAGAUCACCUGAGGUCAGGAGUUUGAGACCAGCCUGGCCCACAUGGUGAAACCCCGUCUCUACUAAAAAUAUAAAACUUAGCCGGGCAUGGUGGCGCGUGCCUGUAGUCCCAGCUACUUGGGAGGCUAAGGCAGGAGAAUCUCUAGAACCUGGGAGGCGAAGGUUGCAGUGAGCCAAGACUGCACCACUGCACUCCAGCUUGGGCGACGGAGGGAGACUCCAUCUCAGAAAAAAAAAAAAGAGAAGGAAGCCAGAGAGUACCUGGGUUCAACUGAAGUGCCAGCCUGCUCCAGCCAGAGAAGCACAAUUUGUGAGAACAGGGAAAACGAA
Molecule: messenger RNA, 18981 nt
Organism: Gorilla gorilla gorilla (western lowland gorilla)
Lineage: Eukaryota; Metazoa; Chordata; Mammalia; Primates; Hominidae
Product: pyruvate dehydrogenase phosphatase regulatory subunit, mitochondrial-like
Exons: 15
Coding region: 170-1966 (598 amino acids)
Cellular component (GO): mitochondrion; mitochondrial matrix; cytoplasm
Molecular function (GO): protein binding
Source: RefSeq, a predicted model, not a curated record